Messenger RNA from Mus caroli (Ryukyu mouse), 2404 nucleotides. The record is from RefSeq and is a predicted model, not a curated record. NCBI's taxonomy places the organism in Eukaryota, Metazoa, Chordata, Mammalia, Rodentia, Muridae.
GGCGAGUUUAGAGGAGUGACCAGCAGGGAUACUGAGAUGUAAUUGUGUGUGAGCCUAAGAAAUUGAGGCUAAAGAGUCAGAGCCUGAAGUGUCAAGAACCCGUUUCCGGCCUAGGGUCUGCACUGUGUGGAGUCGCGUGGAGCAGUCUUGCCUGCAGAGCACACGACCGGGGUCUCGCGGGACCCGUGAACCCCCCUAAGCCACAGGUGCCAGGCGGGGCGUCCUGGGAGAGUCAGCAGCGCCGCGGCGGGAACAGCAGCCUGGCGGCUCUGGAACCUCCCAGGGCUCACUGAUUACCCAGACCAGCUCACCUGUGGAGCAGAACAAAGAGACCUGGAAGAUGGAGAGACAGGAGACAAUAGCUAAGGAUCCAGGACCACAAGCCAGCUAUUCAUUGUUCUUCAAAGAGAAAAUCAAAGAAGAGACACAGAAAGAAAUGGCUGAUUCUCCAUUAAUCAUGUCACAGCGUCUGUUGACAUUUGGGGAUGUGGCUGUGGACUUCCCCCAGGAGGAGUGGGAAUGCCUGGACUCUGCUCAGAGGGCUCUGUACAUUGAUGUGAUGUUGGAGAAUUACACUAACCUGGUCUCUGUGGAGAACUACUGCAUAAGUGAUACUGUCCAUCAACAUGUGAAGACUGAAAAGGAGUCUUGUCAGUGUAAUGAGCUUGGUGAAAUGCUUCAUGAACCCUCCAACUGUGCACUUUAUAUAAAACGUGACACUACAGAAACCUCUAAUAACUACAGAUGCUGUAAGGACAGGGAUGGCUCUGUUGACUUGUUAAAUCCAGAUCGACAUAAAAGCACACACACUGGAGAAGAACUUUGCAAAUCUGAAGACUGUGAGAAAUCUUUAAGUUUGUCUUCCAACCUUAGUGAAGAUCAGAGACUCGAUGCUGCAAACAAACUGCAAAGUCAGAGAGAAUAUGAUGAUGAUUUCAGCUCUGUGUACAGUCUCAUGCAACAAACAAUCGACAUUGGAGAGACACCACACCAAUGUGAGAAAUGCAGGAAAUGCUUCAGUACCGCUUCAAGCCUAACUGUACACCAGAGAAUUCAUACUGGAAAGAAACCCUACAAGUGCAGUGUUUGUGACAAAUCCUUUACCCAGUGCACAAAUCUUAAAACACAUCAAAGACUUCAUACCGGGGAGAAGCCUUACAAAUGCAAUGCAUGUGGAAAGUCAUUUCCUCAGUUGUCAGCACUUAAAAGCCAUCAGAAAUUGCAUACUGGAGAGAGACCUUACAAAUGUAAGGAGUGUGACAAAUCCUUUGCCCACUGUUCCAGUUUCAGGAGACAUCAGAAAACCCAUAGUGCUGAGGAACACUAUACUUGUCCAGAGUGUGGCAAAGUCUUACAUCAGCUUUCACACCUUAGAAGCCAUCGCAGACUCCAUACUGGAGAGAAGCCCUACAAAUGCAAUGAGUGUGACAGAUCCUUUACCCACUAUGCAUCAUAUAGAAGGCAUCAGAAAACUCAUUCUCUAGAUAAAUUUUACAAAUGCAAAGAAUGUGGUAAGUCCUUUCUUGAAUUAUCACAUCUUAAAAGGCAUUAUAGAAUUCAUACUGGUGAAAAGCCUUACAAAUGUGAGGUAUGUGAUAAAUCUUUUACUGUUAAUUCUACUCUUAAAACACAUCUAAAAAUUCAUACGGGAGAGAAACUUUUUAAAUGUAGGGAAUGUGAUAAAUCUUUUACCAAGUGCUCACAUCUUCGAAGGCAUCAGAGUGUUCAUACUGGUGAGAAACCUUAUAGAUGUAAGGAAUGUGACAAAUCUUUUACUGAGUGCUCAACCCUUAGAGCACAUCAGAAAAUUCAUACUGGAGAGAAACCUUACAAAUGUAGAGAAUGUGACAAAUCCUUUAUCCAGCGUUCAAAUCUUAGAAUACAUCAGAGAGUUCAUACGGGAGAGAGACCUUACAUAUGUAAGGAAUGUGGCAAAUCUUUUACUAAAUGUUCAACUCUUCAAAUACAUCAGAAAAUUCAUACUGGAGAGAAACCUUACAGAUGUAUGGAAUGUGACAAAUCCUUUACCCAGGCCUCCCAUCUUAGAACACAUCAGAGAGUUCAUACGGGAGAGAGACCUUACAGAUGUAAGGAAUGUGGCAAAUCUUUUACUCGAUGCUCAUAUCUUAGAGCACAUCAGAAAAUUCAUACUGGAGAGAAACCUUACAAAUGCAAAGACUGUGACAUAUCCUUUAUCCAGAUUUCAAAUCUGAGAAGACAUCAGAGAGUUCAUACUGGAGAGAAACAUACCAUUGUAACUAUUGUGACAUAGCAUUUAUUUGGUGUCCCCUGCUUACAAAUCACAACAGUGUAAGUCAUAGAAACAUAAAAAUAACAAGCUUUUGAAAGCUUCUAGUUAAGGUUUACAUUUAAAAAAUAAAUAAAUAAAAGUUUAUAUUAACAU